AUGUCAUUUGAUAAAGAGGCUAAAAAUGGUGCUAAAACAGGUCACCAAAGACAAUUGUCAACCUCUUCAAAUUUACAACAAUCACAAAAACGUCUAAUAUAUGUCAACAUGCCAUUACCAACAGAAGAGCUUGAUCAAUACGGUGAACCUAAAACAUAUUUCGUACCAAACAAAAUACGUACCUCGAAAUAUACCCUUUUAACUUUUUUACCGAAAAAUUUAUUCGAACAAUUUCGUAGAGUGGCAAACAUGUAUUUCCUCUUUUUAGUAAUUCUACAACUUUUCCCACUCAUUGGUGGCGGUGUUUCUCCCCUCAUUGCUGCCUCCCCGCUACUCUCAAUUACAACUAUGACCGCAAUCAAAGAUGCUUUCGAAGACUGGAAACGUCACUCUCAAGACAGGACACUUAACAAAUCAAGGACAACCAGACUAUCCAAUUGGCGUAAUGUUAAUGUGUCAGAAGGUGAUGUCAAACGGUUUAAAUUUUUACGUGAUGUGUUAAAUGGUCUUUUUGGUUCACGGAAAAGUAGCAAUCAAAUAGGCCAAGAAACUAAUAGCAAUGAUAAUAAUAAUUAUACAAAACAAACUGAAGGAUCUUCUUUGCCUACAAUGCAAUCAUUUCAAAGUGCAAAAUGGACAGACAGUCGUUGGCAAGAUGUUAGAGUUGGCGACAUUAUACAAUUGAGAAAUAAUGAUCCUGUUCCCGCUGAUAUGAUAAUUUUAUCCACAAGUGAACCUGAUGGACUUUGUUACGUAGAAACAAAAAAUCUUGAUGGUGAAACCAACCUUAAAAUUCGUCAUAGUAACAAUGCCACAUCAUCUUUGUUAACAGAAAGUGAUUGUGAGCAAGCUUCUUUUUAUGUUAAAUCAGAGCCAGCACAUGCAAAUCUAUAUUCAUAUAAUGGUACAUUACAUUGGAUUGGUGCUAAUAAUAAUGGUGACGUGAACCAUCCCAACGAAAAGGUUGAACCGUUAUCUAUCAAUGAUGUUCUAUUGAGAGGCUGUAUUCUACGUAACACUGAAUGGGUCAUAGGAUUGGUAGUAUUUACCGGCACUGACACUAAAAUCAUGUUGAAUUCUGGCGAUACACCAAGUAAAAGAAGUCGUAUAGAAAUAGAAACAAAUUUUCAUGUAUGUUUUUUUUCAAGUGAGAAGAAACAAGGGAGUAUUGGGAUAAUUAAAGGUUCUGGAAUAGCUCAAACAGUUUAUUUUAUUCAACCUCGAAGUUCUGCAGAUGUUUUUGGUUAUGAAGGUGACAUUAGUGGUGGUGCAUUAUUUAGUGGAUUUUUAACAUUUUGGUAUGAAAGAAAUUAA
This is a messenger RNA of Entrophospora candida, 1314 nucleotides long. The record is from the annotation of a GenBank genome assembly. NCBI's taxonomy places the organism in Eukaryota, Fungi, Glomeromycota, Glomeromycetes, Entrophosporales, Entrophosporaceae.